AUGUUGAUAAACAUAUGCGGCAGCGUUUCUCUGUGGCUGUUCCAGAUGGCACUUUGGCUUGUUGGAACAUGCAAAGAUCCAUUACAUCUCUCACCGUUUCUGGAGCGAAGCGAUAUCAGAUCUGCCUUGGAGCUCAGUGAAGUCAGGGAUCCCCAAAAAGUAAUCCCGAAGAGCUACGCUGGGUUUAUAACCGUGGACAAACAACUAGGCAAUCAUAUGUUUUUCUGGUUCUUCCCAGCCAUUUCAGAACCUCUCGCGCCGGUUCUUGUGUGGCUGAAUGGCGGUCCUGCCAUUUCUUCCAUGUUGGGCUUACUAAGGGAAAACGGACCUAUCAGAGUUACAGAAACAAUUAGCGCUACUGGAGAUAAAACCUCUUACAAAAGAUGGGAGAAAUCCUGGGCGGAAUCGUUUGCUAUGCUAUAUAUAGAUAACCCAGUUGGUGCUGGCUACAGUUAUUCAGACAGUGGUCAACGUGGUUGGAAAACUACCAACGAUGGCUACACACAGGACCUGUUUUCCUUUAUAAUCCAGUUCUACAUAUUAUUUCCUGACUAUCUAAACACCCAGUUAUACAUCGGGGGACAAUCUUACGCUGGGAGAUUUGUCCCAGCCUUGGCCUACCGGAUACACAAGGAAAUCAAGGCAAACAGAUCCUCGAUACCCCUAGCUGGGAUCUACAUGGGAGGUCCUUUCUUUGAUCCCUACACCCAGGGUCUAGCUCAGGGUCUCUUCUAUUAUUCUCUUGGAGCAAUAUCCUAUGCAGAAUAUCUCAAUCACCAGAAAUCUGUCAGAGAAUUAUUCGAUAGAAACGACACAGACAGAGAGAGUAUGGCGAGUAUAAUUGAUAAAAUUGUAGCUGCAACACCUUAUAUUGAAGAGAAUUACCUUACAAGAGUACAGCCUGAUUAUCGUCAGGUUCAAGUUCUGAUGAACUCGAAGCUCAUUCGAGACAUGGUUCACGUAGGCAGCAAGCGUAAGUUCCUAACUUUCAACAAAGAUCUUCACGCCAGGUUUAAGUCUGACGCCAUGUUGAGCACAAAACCACAACUGGCCGAAAUCAUGAACAACUAUAAAGUCCUCAUUUAUUCUGGAGACAUGGAUGGGAUCACUACGGAUGUUGGUACUGAAGAAGCCAUCAUGACGAUACCUUGGUUUUCUCAAAUUAGUUACAAUAACAACACUUAUCGCAAUCGUUGGUACAACGAUGGCACAAUUCUAGGUUAUUAUACACAUGCAGGUGAGUUCUGUCGAGUGAUUGUCCGCAAUGCUGGUCACCAGACGCCUUACGAUCAACCGGACGCCACACAGAAGAUGAUGCUGGACUUCGUUCGUCAUGGGUGUAUUCAAGCAUCCGCAGCCAAGAAGCAGAUCACUGCUGCCCUCUUAACAACACACAUUCUCACAGCUCUGAUGAUGUCCACAGGGACAUAG
This is a messenger RNA of Candidula unifasciata, 1431 nucleotides long. The record is from the annotation of a GenBank genome assembly. Lineage: Eukaryota; Metazoa; Mollusca; Gastropoda; Stylommatophora; Geomitridae.